AGUUUGCCAAUCGUACGUCGUCGUAAAUCGUGCGUGACCCCAGUUUUUCAAAGAUGCCUACAACAAACCAACAGAGCGAUCAAUUUCAACAAUUUCUGGACCAGAAUCAGUAUUCCAGCAACAGUAUUUUACGUUAUGAGAAAAUUUUCGGACGUGGUUUUGUGAGCACUGGAGGUCUUGAAACAACCCAGGAAAUUGUUGCAAUGCUUAGUUUAAAACCAGGUCAAAAAGUUCUUGAUGUUGGUUGUGGAAUCGGAGGAUCUGGUUUCUACAUGGUGAAGAAUUUUAAAGUGGAAGUAUUGGGUGUUGACUUGUCAACAAAUAUGAUUGACAUAGGAAAACAGCGAGCCAAGGAAUUUAAGGAUGACAAGGUUGAAUUUGUGGUUGCUGACAUAACAACAGCAGAUUAUGCACCAGAAUCAUUUGAUGUUAUUUACAGUAGAGACACAAUUCUUCACAUUGCAGACAAAGAAUCCUUGUUUAAGAACUUCUUGAAAUGGUUGAAGCCUGGAGGAGAGCUUCUUAUUUCUGACUACUGCCGUGGUGCUAAUGAAUUGUCUGAGCAGAUGAAAGCAUAUGUUGCUAAGCGACAAUAUCACCUCCUGGCUCCAGCUGAUUAUGGAAAGCUUCUUGAGAAGGUUGGUUUUGUUGAUGUAAAAGCAAUAGACAACACCAAGAGAUUUAUUGAAGUUCUUAAGUCAGAGAGGAAAAGAUUUGAAACAGACAGGGACAUCUUCUUGAAGGAUUUCAAAUCGGAUGAUUUUGAAUACCUUGUUGAAGACUGGGAGACAAAGAUUGACCGCUGUGGCCGUGGAGACCAAAAAUGGGGUCUAUUCCAUGCCAAGAAAUCUUCUUAAAUCACUUUUUGCACAAAAAGAAGAACUUCGCGUGUAAGCGAAUUUUCCAAAGCGCCGUAGGAAUUAUAUAUAAAAUUUUUAUCGGCAAUUAUAGGAAUCAAAUCUUUCAGGUGCUCUAUUUUUAUUUAUUAGCUAAGCACAUGCAUGUUCGCUGCCAGUGAACUAUUUGUAUCUCCAAAAAUUAAUUUAAGAAAGGUUAAUAAAUCAGGUGGUGCUUUUAA
Pocillopora damicornis (cauliflower coral) is the source of this 1078-nucleotide messenger RNA. RefSeq lists its product as uncharacterized. NCBI's taxonomy places the organism in Eukaryota, Metazoa, Cnidaria, Anthozoa, Scleractinia, Pocilloporidae. The record is from RefSeq and is a predicted model, not a curated record.